This is a messenger RNA of Nicotiana attenuata, 333 nucleotides long. RefSeq lists its product as uncharacterized. Lineage: Eukaryota; Viridiplantae; Streptophyta; Magnoliopsida; Solanales; Solanaceae. Bases 1 to 333 code for a protein of 110 amino acids. The record is from RefSeq and is a predicted model, not a curated record. The transcript has a single exon.
AUGAAUGAACUUCUAUGUCCGCAUGCUUGGGCGGUUUUGAAGAACCAGCAGCUGAAACCAGGCCAGUAUUUCUCUUUUUACUACAAGAAGGAUAACCUCCUUAGAACUUAUGAAUUUCCAGUGAAUCCGAUGCCAGAUGAGAGUUUAUGGGUAAUCCCAACAGAGGUUCUGGAAGAUGUGGUCCUACCACCUAAAGGGAGAAGGAAUGCAGGAAGGCCGAGAAAGGAAAAACUCAAACCUGCUUCAGAGAAAGAGUCUAAGAGGGCGUUUUCAUGUUCUAUGUGUGGACAAAGUGGUUACAAUAGAAAAAUAUGUAGGAAUCGACCAAAAUAA